Messenger RNA from Colletotrichum godetiae, 590 nucleotides. RefSeq lists its product as uncharacterized. The coding region runs from base 218 to 523 and encodes 101 amino acids. The transcript has a single exon. NCBI's taxonomy places the organism in Eukaryota, Fungi, Ascomycota, Sordariomycetes, Glomerellales, Glomerellaceae. The record is from RefSeq and is a predicted model, not a curated record.
GCACGCCGCACGAGGGAGUCAGGGAGGAGGGCAUUGAGAUGGGACGAGAUUCUUCAAUUUGGAACAGGAAGGCGACCCACAUGGGAAACAGUGAAUGGCCAAUGCAGCCGAGUGAUCCAGAGUGUCCAGGUAGGGCCGCAGGAGCGUUUGUGGUGAGACGACGGUCGCGACCUACCCCUUUUUCUACCAUCUAUCCAUACUUGGACUUUUGUACCCAAUGAUCCAUAUCGUUUCUGACUUUUUUUUCAUCGUCCAUUCGUACCUAGUCCACUGCUGUUUGGCAAAUGGCUGGCAGGCGGGGACUGGGAGACUUGGAGUUGCAUCCCAACCACUCGAUCAAACAGCUUCGGGGGUGAAACGGGGCGGUGCUGGUCGUUCAGUGCUUCACCCACUUCUUGGCCCGCCACUAGCCUAUGGCCCUAUGCUGACGAUGAUGGUAUCCGUACUAUUUACUUGGAGGUUCCUGAGGCUCUGCACCAAGAAGCCAAGUACACCUGACUGUUCUGCAGCUCAAACGGGGUGAGAUGCCGUCUUCUCUUGAUUCUUUUAGCCGACAAGCAGGAGGCCUACAGAUUGGAUCAAGAGACGGG